AUGCUGGCCAUCUCUCUCCUCACGGUCCUCCUGGCCCUGCCAGAACUGGCCACGGCCGGCCCAUUCACAUUCCCAUCUCAGCCGAGCCUCAGACAUGUCACCCUGACCGCCCAAGACGGCCAUCCCCUGGUCCUCACCAUCACACAAACACAGACGGCAACGACCACAACGACGCAGACACCAACCACUAUCCCGGUGUCCUCGGGGCCGAGGAGAACAGGCCGGCCAGGCGAGGCCGAGCUGGAACUCAGGGACGACGUCUUCGCACCCACCACGCCCUCGGAUCCAUCGCCCGGCUCGCAAUCAGACUCAGACUCGUCGACCUCCUCGUCAUCAUCUUCGACAGAGGAGGAAAGCGGCGAAGAACCCGCCGCGGCCGCGGUCGGAAGCGCCCCGGAGGCACCGGCGCAGGUUCAGACGGUGGCCAGGGCGCAGACCACGCCGCCUCCGCCAAAGAACGACCCGCAGGUGGCCUCUGCCCUCGCGCAGCAGGGUUACAGCCAGGUCACUUACUACACAUGCAAGACGAGAGACGCUACGCUCACGCAUUGUGGAUGGCACGUGCCUGUUGUCAAGGCCAGCGGCGCUACCGGCUGGCGCCAUGGCGGUGACAUGGGAAGGAUAGUGGGCGCUGUGUUGGCUGCGACGACCGGUGUCGUGCUUGGGAACCUGGUGAUGUGA
Diaporthe citri is the source of this 681-nucleotide messenger RNA. RefSeq lists its product as uncharacterized. Lineage: Eukaryota; Fungi; Ascomycota; Sordariomycetes; Diaporthales; Diaporthaceae. The transcript has a single exon. The record is from RefSeq and is a predicted model, not a curated record. The coding region runs from base 1 to 681 and encodes 226 amino acids.